AUGAGCCCCUCCGUAUUGGCGAUUGACGGAGGGGGUGUCAGGGGUGUCAUUCCACUGGAGUUUCUCCUCCUUAUCCAGGAACAUUUACAUCCAUGUCGGAUCCAGGAUGUCGUGGACCUUGCGCUUGGCACGAGUUCGGGCGGCCUCAUCGCCAUUGGUCUGUUUAUCAUGACGUGGAACAUUUCAACAUGCUCGGGGAUAUUUGAGGAGCUAGCGCGGCGAAUCUUUCGUUCAAGGCGCCGGUCGCCUUUUGCGCUGCUCAAUUUCACAUACCGGAGUGGCUCGAUGCUUGGAAAUAUGGGUCGAUGGCUUCACUGGUUACUUCAUGAUAGCUGUUAUGAUGCUCGAGUCUUUGACGAUGCCCUUAAAAGCGUGUUUGGCGAGAAUCGUCUCAUGUUUGGCCCCAGCCGGGACGAUCCGCGCGGAAGUCUCCAAUCAAACUCUAAAAUUGGGGUGGUGACUACUAGCAUAUCUAGGGAAACAGGGGCGUUUGUGAUUGGUAACUUCAAUACCGUUAGCGAACCGGAGGAUCAAGGGGAUACCCAAAUUCUUCGGCCAACUGAUAUUGCACACGAGCCAAACGUGUGGAAAGCCGCUAGAGCAACUGCUGCUGCCCCUUUCUUUUUUACCCCUGCUGAUCUACAAGGAAUCGGAUCCUUCCAGGACGGGGGAUUAAAACACAAUUUCGCGGGCGAGAUCGCCAGUCAAAUCUCCCACCUGAUCUGGCCAGAGGCGAUAGGGUCCACUCGAUUACUUUCUCUAGGGACUGGCAUCACGCAGCCCGAUGUUAACCCGACCCCUCACUUCCGCCAUAUUUUCCGGGAUAGUUUCAUCCGCCGGGGAUUUGACGCAUGGAUGUCAACGUUGGGCACAGAAAGUGAUUGGAGGAGACUGAAGAGCCAACUUGAUGUCGCUGUUAGAUCCGAGUACCAUCGGUUGAACGUUGACCUGAGCGGAACACCCAGCACAAUUGACAGUGUGGAAACGAUGGAGGAUUAUCGAAACUUGGUCCUGAGUCAACCGGGAAGUUCUCGUAGAGCACGAGACGCUGCCACCACUCUACUAGUCUCAAGAUUCUACUUUGAACUGAAAGAACUACCCCAAAACACUGUGGCCCCUUUCUGGUGUCGCGGCUUUGUCCGCUGCAAGGGCUCCGCUAGGGAUCUUAUCGCGGCUCUUAACCGACUUUACCCCGAAGGGUUGACUUACGUUUCCGGUAAUAAUGUGGUGGAAGAUUUUAAUGGCGUGGAUGAGCUUUGUGGAUCGUGUGGCAGCUAUAUUCGCCCGUUAUCGUUUCUAGCCCACCAUAUUGACCAUCCAGUGGAUCUGUUUUUACAAGCAUCGUCAACUAGACGUUGGAGGCUGAGCGGCUUCCCGGAAAGGCUGGCCGCCUUUGCUGCUAAGCAAGGGUUGACCUCUUCUUUUGGUCGUAGCAACCACGGACUUCCCAGUCGUAUCGCAUGUAGUAGCUGCGAUGUCGCGAGUGGUCCCUCACGAAGUACGACACAGCGGCGCAAGCGCGAAUUAUCAGCAUCGACAAGGGUGUCUAAAAAGGUCUGCUUUGCCUUGGAACGGAAUACUUAG
Molecule: messenger RNA, 1584 nt
Organism: Penicillium digitatum Pd1
Lineage: Eukaryota; Fungi; Ascomycota; Eurotiomycetes; Eurotiales; Aspergillaceae
Product: patatin-like phospholipase family protein
Biological process (GO): arachidonate metabolic process
Cellular component (GO): membrane
Source: RefSeq, a predicted model, not a curated record